UGAGAAUGAAUCAUAUAAUCAAUUUAAUCCAACUCUUUUAACAAAGAAGCUAGCUAGAUUUGUUGCUUGCAUUUAAGAGUCAUGAUUAUAAAGGCAGGAAGAGUAGAGGUGGAACACGACUGCGCGUGAAGUAUGAGUCAAGACACAGACAUCUCAACUCAAUUCCCAAUAUCUUGUCUCAUUCCCGCAAGGCUCCCCCAUUGUCCUUGUUCUCUCAUCUUCCAAUUUGCAUUCCUAUCCAAAACUGCUCCAUCCUCAGUUUUUAUACUCUCUCACCAUUCACAUGCACCCUUCAAUUCUUUCUUAUAUAAUGUUCCUUAGUGGACAGUACUCAAUCACAUGUGUACACUAUGGAUCUUCAUUUGACUCUCUCUCUCUCCAAUGCUUCUAGCAAGACUCAUUUCCCAAACAAGAAACGUAGUUUUCCCCAAUUCAAUGAACUCGUAGAACAAACGUCUAGUAACACCAACGGAUCAGAUGUUAUGAAUCCCACUCUUUCUCUCCUCCCAUUAACUCCUCAUGGCCACUCAGAUCAUCAUGAACAUGAACCCUCCUGUCAGAGUUCCACUUCCACUAUCACCAAGAGAGGUGAAGAUGAUGGAGAAGCUCUCCUGGGCUGGCCUCCGGUUAGUUAUAGGAAAAAGAAACAUAGUUACAAUGAGGAUCAAGAGGUGUCAAGCAAUUACGUGAAAGUGAAGAUGGAGGGUGUAGGAAUAGCUAGAAAAGUUAAUCUCACCCCACACCAUUCAUUUCAAACUCUCAACCAAACUUUGAUGCAUAUGUUUGGAAAAUGUGAUGAUGAUCAACAACAGUAUGAACUGGUUUAUCAAGACAAAGAAGGUGACUGGAUUCUUGCUCAAGAUGUUCCAUGGAGAAGUUUCAUGGAGUGUGCCCAACGCCUCAAAUUGCUCCAGAGGAGGGGAUAACAACUUUGCAUUAUUAGGGCCUGUUCCUCUAAAAACCUGAGUGCAUAAAGCAGGAAAAAAAAUAGUUUAACUUAUAUAAAAAAAAAAAUAGUUUGCCUUUCUUGCAUAGAAACAACCAUAAAUUCAUAUUCUUACGUAAGAAUUGAGAAAAUUUUAAUUUCUUUUUUAUUUGAAUUUAUGGAGUGGCUGUGAUUAAGAAGGAAAGAGAAAAUCUUAUAUUUAUUAUUUAAUUAAUUGAAAUUUUGUGAUUAGU
Messenger RNA from Vicia villosa (hairy vetch), 1179 nucleotides. RefSeq names its product auxin-responsive protein IAA5-like. The record is from RefSeq and is a predicted model, not a curated record. Lineage: Eukaryota; Viridiplantae; Streptophyta; Magnoliopsida; Fabales; Fabaceae. Gene Ontology annotation, cellular component: nucleus. Gene Ontology annotation, biological process: regulation of DNA-templated transcription. Bases 351 to 926 code for a protein of 191 amino acids. The transcript is spliced from 4 exons. Gene Ontology annotation, molecular function: protein binding.